This is a messenger RNA of Eubalaena glacialis (North Atlantic right whale), 1475 nucleotides long. Its product is annotated as 3 beta-hydroxysteroid dehydrogenase/Delta 5-->4-isomerase. The record is from RefSeq and is a predicted model, not a curated record. The transcript is spliced from 3 exons. The coding region runs from base 21 to 1142 and encodes 373 amino acids. NCBI's taxonomy places the organism in Eukaryota, Metazoa, Chordata, Mammalia, Artiodactyla, Balaenidae. Gene Ontology annotation, molecular function: 3-beta-hydroxy-Delta5-steroid dehydrogenase (NAD+) activity. Gene Ontology annotation, biological process: steroid biosynthetic process.
CUCCGUGCCCAGGUUUGGCCAUGGCAGGGUGGAGCUGCCUUGUGACAGGAGGAGGAGGGUUUCUGGGUCAGAGGAUCGUCCGCUUGUUGGUGGAGGAGAAGGAGCUGCAGGAGAUCCGGGUGCUAGACAAGGUCUUCAGACCAGAAGUUCGGGAGGAAUUUUCUAAGCUCCAGAGCAAGAUCAGGCUGACCUUGCUGGAAGGAGACAUCCUGGAUGAGCAGUGCCUGAAGGAAGCCUGCCGGGGCACCUCGGUGGUCAUCCACACCGCCUCUGUCAUCGACGUCAUGAACGCCGUCCAGCGAGAGACCAUCAUGAACGUCAAUGUGAAAGGUACCCAGCUCCUGUUGGAGACCUGUGUGCAGGCUAGUGUGCCAGUCUUCAUCCAUACCAGCACCAUAGAGGUGGCUGGGCCCAACUCCUACAGGGAGAUCAUCCAGGACGGCCACGAAGAAGAGCAUCUUGAAACGGCAUGGUCCUCUCCGUACCCAUACAGCAAAAAGCUUGCUGAGAAGGCUGUGCUGGGAGCUAAUGGGUGGGCUCUUAAAAAUGGUGGCACCUUGUACACUUGUGCCUUAAGGCCCAUGUAUAUCUAUGGGGAGGGGAGCCCAUUACUUUUUGCCCACGUGGACAAUGCCCUGAAGAACAAUGGCAUCCUGACAAAUCACUGCAAGUUCUCCAGAGUCAACCCAGUCUAUGUUGGCAACGUGGCCUGGGCCCACAUUCUGGCCUUGAGGGCCCUUCGGGACCCCCAAAAGGCCCCAAACAUCCAAGGACAGUUCUACUACAUCUCAGACGGCACACCUCACCAAAGCUAUGAUGACCUCAAUUACACUUUGGGCAAAGAAUGGGGCCUCUGCCUGGAUUCCGGGAUGAGCCUUCCUGUUUCUCUGAAGUAUUGGCUUGCUUUCCUGCUGGAAGUAGUGAGCUUCUUGCUCAGUCCAAUUUACAAAUAUCGACCCCCCUUCAACUGCCACCUGGUAACCCUGUCAAAUAGCGUGUUCACCUUCUCCUAUAAGAAAGCUCAGCGAGAGCUGGGGUAUGAGCCCCUCUUCACCUGGGAGGAAGCCAAGCAGAAAACCAAGGAGUGGGUCGGCUCCCUGGUGAAACAGCACAAGGAGACCCUGAAAACAAAGACUCACUGAUCUGGGGGUGACAACGAUGUGGAUGUGGGUGUGGUUAGGAGAUGUCUGUCACGCUCUCCCCUUCCGGCUUCAUGCAGCAAACAACACAGGGACAAGCCCGGGUCCUCCUGCGUCCCUUUUAUAAGAUGAUCAUCUUACUGUCUUCCUCCCUCCACCAGAAACCUUUCCCUGUCACUGGCCCAACGGGAAGCUUUCUGCCCUACCCUCCCUCCAGGGGACGGCCGGACAAGGUGAUUUGCUGCAGCUGCUGGUGCCACCGUCUCAGUUGAUGAUUCUGAGCUAUUUGGGCUUCUUUUAACUUAGAGUUUUGCCUGUUAGUUCCAUUUCCUUUGU